Molecule: messenger RNA, 2077 nt
Organism: Daphnia magna
Lineage: Eukaryota; Metazoa; Arthropoda; Branchiopoda; Diplostraca; Daphniidae
Exons: 5
Coding region: 12-545 (177 amino acids)
Source: RefSeq, a predicted model, not a curated record
AAAAAUCCAGAAUGGAUUGCCCACCACAAGGAAAGCGAGAUCCAACGCAAAAAAAACGCGUGGAAACAAUGUAUGGCAAAUCUUUAGGUCGUUCGACUUCAAUACGGACGGAGGCCGCAACUGCAAUUGCCAGUCAUCAAAAUAAUGGAUUCGAAAUGAUCAGACGAAAUUCUGAAGACUUAGAUGGAGAUGUGGCCCGAUUUAGUACCUCUUCUCCUAAUGAACAUGAUGUAUUGCUAGAAAGUCGUGAUGCUGGUCAUCAACAAGUAUUGCCUGAUGUUCAUGAAGAAACUUGGCCUAAAAGUUUUCAAUCCGCUGAAUCUGAUAUUCUUGAUUCAGGGAGUGAGCAGUUUGUUUCAAAUAUUACUACGCGACCGAUGGCAACUUGUGUAGCUAUUGUAACGAAGCCAUCUAAAUAUAUAUACCUUUGCAGAUACCCACAAUAUGAUCUAUUUGCUUAUGCUUAUUUUAUAUUCACAUUAUAUUCUUAUUCACUAUUACAAACGUAUUUGCUAGUUGCUUCAUGUGCAACCAUGUUGACCUAGAUAAAACUUCCGGGUUCUGACUCACGCGUGUGACGCACCUACGCGUCACGAACAUCACGCCACAUGCGAAGAUGCGACGUUUCAUGGUGAACCCACUUUCUGACAAGAGUCAGACAAGGAUCAGCUUGCAAGACGUUCAGUCGCCUUUAGCUUGAAUUGUCACUCUUGAACAGUAGACUUUUAUCUUGAUGUGUUAGCUUAUUCAUUUUAAUCCAUUAGUUAUUCCUCCAACUUAUUUUGUUCUUCUUUCCUCUCCGAGCAUCGUGUGUAUUCGAAUUAUCUUCUCAACACGUAUUCUAAAUACUAUACGUGUCGGCAAGUAGUAUUGUUUCCCGUUUUCUCCUAUUAUUCCCUCACGCUUGUACGCCCGCGCUACCACGGUAAGAUCAAAUUACUUUGUCUCGAAUCUCACGCUCAGUUUCCCAAUUGGACUCACGUCCAUGUAUCCCUACUCGUUUUGUAAACCUUUGGCCUCAGCUUAGUAAUACAUAAUCAUCAUUGUGGGUAAAUACGCCUCUGAGUUUAUUUACACAACAAAUUGUCUUAAUUCGUAAAGCCAUUCACCCGAGAGGGAGAAUGCUUUACACUAUCUAUGGGUGUGAUUCAACGAGACCGAAUUUCAGUAGUCCAAGUGGUGAGCUAGUCGGAUCAACUACCACCACAGUUCCAAAUGCUUCAGGAAGCGAUGGUUACGCUUCUGUUCGCGGCAAUGUUCCACGAAAUUAACCCGCUCCAAUGCCGAUGCCUACUUUAUCAUCGACCUCGUCUGAUUCUAUACCCAAAUUCCUUCCGCUUCUGCCAAGCCUGGGAGAUGCCCUCCAAGUGGCCGUGGUGUCACUGACGCAAAAGGACGCAAUGGCUCGAAAAUCCUUGGUAGUUCUGCGGAGCGCCCAAUUGUGCACCCGUUAAGUGGUAAUAGUCGUAUAGGUACAGAAAAUAAUGCUAGCUCUCAGCAGGCAAAAAACAUGUUUACUGUAGCCUACUGCUACCAGUCGACGUACUAUGCCCUGAAACCUAAUUCCAAGAUUUCCAACCCACCAGAAUAGGCCCUAUUACUUCAUAACAAGAGGAACGCUUCCACCCCAGUACGCACAAACCAUAGGACUUCCGGAAGCGCCUCGCAUGGCUAAGUUUUAGAGACGGUUUUACUGCAAAGCAUGUAACUUACCCGUUUGCUCACCAAAGUGUUCAAAGAAUUUCUUUUACGGUGUGACAUGAUUUUAGUUUUUUCUUACCAAUCAAGAUUUCAAACCAAUCCAACAGUUGCAAGCUGAAGCUGUUUAUAUGUGAAUGUUGUACUUCUGUACUUUUUUUAUAACUGCCAGAGCAAAGAAAAAGCUUUGUUUUAAUGUAAACAAGACACUAAGCAAGUUUUAACGUCACCAUUCUCUUGCCCUAUGUUUACGCUGUCGUCCGUCCAGCGGCGAAGUAAAAGGUAGAAGACCACAAUGCAUUCAAGAAGAUUUUAUGUAAAGAUACCGGCUGUCUGUUCAUACAAAUCGGAAGAAAAUUAAACAAAGAUAACACACUAA